CCCACAUUUCCCCAUCAAAAACAUAACGGCUCUUUUUCCUAAGCUCUCACUGCUCACACCCUCGGCGCCCUCCAUUGCUGUCCAACAACAUGCUUAAAAUUACAAGCUUCAACAUCUCAAUUCAUCCCACUUAUUAAUUUACUCACUCCACAACAAAAAUAACCGUUAAAAUUCCACAACUCAUUCUCUCUUCUCAAAUCUUCAUCUUCUUCUCCACCUUCUGUAAGUCAGUAAGUCAGAGGAGAGAGAAAAUGUCAGUUGCAUAUGCAGUCAGAACCCAUUACAGGAAACUCAUCAAGUUAGGUUCUAUUUUCCGACGAGAUUUCAACUCUUCCAAAUGCAAGACAUGGGCGCGUAUGACUAUAGCUAGAAUAAAGUUGUUGCGAAACAAGAGAGAGACGGUUGUGCGGCAGAUGAGACGAGAUGUUGCGUUGCUUCUUCAAUCGGGUCAAGAUGCCACUGCUCGUAUUCGGGUUGAACAUGUAAUAAGGGAGCAGAAUAUUAUGGCUGCAAAUGAGAUUCUCGAGCUCUUUUGUGAAAGAAUAGUUACAAGGCUUUCUAUAAUCUCAAAGCAGAGGACCUGCCCUAAUGAUCUGAAGGAAGCCAUCUCUAGUUUAAUAUUUGCAGGACCUAGAUGCUCUGACAUUCCAGAACUUCUGGCAAUACGAGACAUUUUCCAGAAGAAAUAUGGAAAAGAAUUUGUAUCAGCAGCUACUGAGCUACGUCCUGAUAGCGGUGUAAAUCGCUUGCUAAUUGAAAAGCUCUCUGCCCUCAAUCCUAAGGGGGAAGUGAAGCUCAAGGUCAUGAAGGAAAUAGCAAAGGAGUACCAGGUUGAAUGGGAUACAGCCGAGACAGAGUCAGAGCUUCUCAAGCCUCCAGAAGAGCGCAUUGAAGCACCACGGACAUUUGUCAGUGCUGGAAGUCUACCUUUGAAUCCCGGAGCAGCACCUCUCUCUUCUGAAGCUCAGAAGCCUGCAAUCAGGCUCUCAGGUGGAGGUGUUAAUGGGAUGGGCUGUAACAAUUUUCAAGAUGCAGCGUCAGCAGCAAAAGCAGCUGCAGAUUCUGCAAAGAGUGCCAUUGCUGCUGCCCAAGCUGCUGCUCAACUGGCUCAAACAGCAUCUUAUGAUUGCAGUCACAACACCGUGAAAGAUUCCUAUGCUAUCAACACAAGAAACAAUCAAUCUCCACAUGAUCAUGUGAAUCAUGAUGAUAAUUUGGGAAUCAAUGGGAGGUGCAGGUCUCAUAGUUUGGAGGCAGGAAAUAAUCGCUUUGGCAAGGCUGAUGAAGACCUGAAUGAUAUGGAUGAUACGGGGUUUAAUGUAAGACGGCAUAGCUAUAACGUUCGUGGUGCACAUACAGAUAUUAGAUUUGAUGAGUCGGACUUUGAGGAAGAUACUGACAUGGAAGAACAGCCUCCAAAUGGCAUGUCGCAACCAGCAACAAAGGUUAAUCCUGGCAAUGCUUCUUCUGUUCAUCCGAAAUUGCCAGAUUAUGAUAGCAUCCCUGCUCGUUUUGAAGCACUCAAGUACCGCAAAACAUGAAAACAAUCGCAUGUGGUCAGCUAGGCUGGUUCUAUUCGAAACAUUCGUUUUUCUUAUUGCUUCCCUUUUUGGUUACAUAGUACUUAGUAGUAUAUAGCUUUAUUAUGUGGUGUACGGAAGUGGAUUGCUAUGUUUAGUUUAUUGUAUUUUGUAGAUGAUGCGUGUUUAGUUUAUUAUACAUUCUAGAUGGUAAGUAUAUUAUCGUUUGUUUAUGAGAAUAAUAGAAAAAAUAGAUACGAAAAAAUAGAUACAUAUUUUAUUUUA
Beta vulgaris subsp. vulgaris (sugar beet) is the source of this 1805-nucleotide messenger RNA. RefSeq lists its product as uncharacterized. The transcript has 7 exons. Gene Ontology annotation, biological process: protein transport. Lineage: Eukaryota; Viridiplantae; Streptophyta; Magnoliopsida; Caryophyllales; Amaranthaceae. Bases 252 to 1541 code for a protein of 429 amino acids. The record is from RefSeq and is a predicted model, not a curated record.